UUUAAGUGACCUUACAUGCACUGAUGCAAGUGGGUUCACCGAUUUCAUUAAUUCAUUCACAUCUCUUUUUCGUAUUUGGCCAUAGCUUGAUUCGAUUCAGAGUCGAUUCUGGAGCAUGACGACUCCUGGAAAGAAGGUGUUGCUGACCUCCAGUGGCGACAAAAUUUCGCUCAACAUUGCACGCCAUUUAGCUCAGCGUGGUUGCCGGUUGGUAUUGAUGGGGAAUGAGGGGCCAUUGAGGAGUGAAACGGAGAAGAUAAAGAGAUCUCUGGACGGCUUCGUAACGGUGGAGGUUGUGGGUUUAGAUAUGGAAGGUGAUAGAGAGGCGGUUUUUGAUGAUGCGGUGGGUAAAGCAUGGAGGAUUUUGGGGAAUUUGGAUGCUUUUGUUAACUGUUAUUCCUAUGAAGGGAAAAUUGAAGAUACUCUGUCUUUAGUUGAAGAUGAGUUCAAAAAGAUUGUUAAAAUCAAUUUCAUGGGUGCAUGGUAUCUUUUGAAAGCUGUUAGUCAAAGAAUGCGGGAUCAGAAAUCUGGGGGAUCCAUUGUUUUUUUGACAUCAAUAAUUGGUGCUGAAAGAGGGAUAUAUCAAGGAGCUGCAGCAUAUGGUUCAUGUUUGGCUGGAGUCCAGCAGCUAGUAAGGACGGCUGCAAUGGAGAUAGGGAAAUAUGAUAUAAGGGUUAAUGCAAUAGCUCGUGGUUUGCAUCUUAACGAUGAGUUCACUGUAUCAGUGGGGAAGAAGACGGCAGAGAAAUUGGUGAAGGAAGCAGCACCAUUGCAUCGAUGGCUUGAUGUUGAGAAAGAUCUGGCAUCGACUGUCAUUUACUUAAUCAGCAACGGCUCAAGAUAUCUGACAGGGACUACCAUAUUUGUUGAUGGUGCACAGUCUCUGGUGAGGCCUCGAAUGCGGUCAUACAUGUGACGUGCACAGAAUAUAAUAAUUGAUUCUUGAAAUAUCAUAAUGCAACUCGUGAGAAUUUCCGCGAGUUUUAUAGUCUUGUCUACGAAUUUAAACUGCUUAUGUUUUGCCUUAUUAUUUGAUGUAAACAUGGAGAUAUAUCGCUCAGCAUUUGAGAAAAUUUCUUUACAUCAUUGACUAAA
Olea europaea var. sylvestris is the source of this 1095-nucleotide messenger RNA. RefSeq names its product levodione reductase-like. The coding region runs from base 116 to 916 and encodes 266 amino acids. NCBI's taxonomy places the organism in Eukaryota, Viridiplantae, Streptophyta, Magnoliopsida, Lamiales, Oleaceae. The transcript is spliced from 4 exons. The record is from RefSeq and is a predicted model, not a curated record.